AUGGGGUAUCUCACUCCUGCAAUACGCCAAACGGCCACCGGUACUCUAUCAACACUGCCAAACGACCAGACGUUCGCCGUGAUGCAUGAAACAUAUCACGGCCAAGAACCGCAAUACAAUGUGCACCCCCAUUCCAACGGCGACCUCCAUUGCAAUCCCGCCUGCAAAUUUCAACAAAGAUAUCUAGCGGAAAUUCAGGCAGUCGGCGAGAAAGCAUGGCAGACAGGGGAAUACUACACCAACGGCCAGACCGUUAUUCUGAAUUCCAAGGUCCGUCCUAAAGGUCCUUGGGUCAAUCAUGCCCAACUGAAUCAGUUUCGCCUUCAACAGCGGUAUCAGCAGCACCAGCAGCAACAGUGGCAACAGCAGAAACAGUGGCGACAGCAGCAACAGUGGCAACAGAUUCCUCCCGUACCGAUAGUGCCUCAGCAGAGACCUGCGGUUUGCUCAGCACCAUCACUCGGCCUGAAUCAGUUUCAGACUUGGGCACAGCCUCAACAACCGGGUUGGGACUUCGUCGACAAACCCAACCAUGUUGAUCUUACCUCUAAUUAUUACGAUAUAGGCAAUCACGCUUCUUCCAACUUCAACAACAUCUUGACCUCGCAAUCGACACAGCAGCUGGAGGAGUUAAAGUACGACAUGGGUCGCUCGGUCAAUUGCCCUGUAUACCGGACACGCUCUCCUCCGCCGUCAUAUACACCAGCUUCAGCUCCUUAUAGUUCUGCCAAGGGAGUAGGACACCAUAACAAAGCCCCAGCGCGUUCUCAUCCAGAGCGUCGGCUAAAAAAUGAUGCUUCUCGCUGCUUUGUCAACGUAGUUGACCCAAAGGCAUAUCCGGCUGCUCUUUACCAUCCUCGGCCACAGAACGGCCCGCAGGGAUAUGCUGUUCGUCGCAUGAUCGAUAAACCCGAUAAAGACCUACGUCUUCUUUCAGAGUUGAUGAAAGAGGAGGAGGAGGAGCAGGAGGAGGAGCAGGAGUACGGACAGGAGGAGUGCGAAGAGGAGAACUGCGAACAGCAAGACAACGAAGAGGGGGACCACGAGAACGACGACUACGAAGCGCAGGAGUACGAACAGGAGGACUACCCAACCCCCACUUCACUAACCUCUACAUACACCUCUACACCCAACACUCCCCAGCGACCCGAAGAAGAAGAGCCAGAGCUCUGUGACCAAACGCUAUUCGACGAAAUCCUCAACAUAUACGAUAAUACCUGGGAGUACAAGUCCAAGCCGGCCAUCACCGCCGCGCUCUACAAGUACAAGCGAACACGCCUCGAUCGGUCAAAGUACGUCCUAGACUGUCUCAUGGAUAUGGUGCAGGUGAACUCGGACGAGUUUAAGCCGCCAAUAAGGCCUGACAAGAACAACAACAACAACAACAACAACCACAACAACCACAACAACAUGAACGACAACAACCACAACAACAACCACAACCGCAACACCACCACCACCCCAAAGAGAAAGAGGAGGGACUCUAGCUCGUCUUGGGGCAGUUUAUUUGAUUCCGAGGAAGAGGAUGAUGAGCUCGAGUCUGCAUCUUGCGGUAGCAGCAAGAGACGUCAUCUAAAUGACACCUAA
Molecule: messenger RNA, 1587 nt
Organism: Neurospora tetrasperma FGSC 2508
Lineage: Eukaryota; Fungi; Ascomycota; Sordariomycetes; Sordariales; Sordariaceae
Exons: 1
Coding region: 1-1587 (528 amino acids)
Source: RefSeq, a predicted model, not a curated record